AAAUUUUGCGUUCGUAAUUUCUCAAUAUUUCUGAAUGCUCGCUGAUGCUCAUGGAGAGAGUCUGACGAAUUCUGGAGAUCAGGGCUGAUUUUGGUGUGACACUUGGAGAUUUGAGUUGACAGGAUGAGUUGGAUGCACAGGUUGUCAUCAGUCAGGGUUGUGGUCAGGAGUUUAGGAGCUAGACCGGAGCUCGCAGUAAAUGUUGGAUCUCUGUCCAGGUGUCAGAUUCCAUCAUCCGGCCUGUCCUCACGACAUUUCAAAGAAAUCAGCACGACACCUACAGUUUUUUCCACGGCUGCAAUCGAAAAUGAACAAGGGGUCGUCUCUAGAAAUUGGGAAAAAUUGAAAUUCUUUUUGAUCAAGAAGUAUAAACUGAGACCCCUCGCAUGGUGCGUAUACAGAGAUGCUAUGGAUGAAAUCGAUUAUCUGGGAUUUUUAAAAGAGUUCAGAAUGGCAGACACAUUCUUUUCCUGGUUUCUGGUGACAGAGCUCCACGUGUGGAUGCUGAUGGUAAAAGUGAUGAACGACGGAAUAAGAGGACAGGAGUCGAGGAAGUAUAUCGUUGAAGCAAUGUGGGAAGACGCAAAUGUGAGGAAGAAACAACUCGGUAAUGUUAAAGAAACAGUGGUGAAGGAUCAUAUGAAGCAAUUGGGAUACCAGUUCAAUGCAGCAAUAAUUGGAUACGACGAGGGUCUCCUGGGCAGUGACAAAGUCCUGGCUGGGGCCAUUUGGAGAAGGUUUCUACAAUCAGAGUGUAACGACCCUGAGAUCGUCGAGAAAUUAGUCAUUUACGUUCGCAAAACGAUGAUUAUGUUGGAUAAAAUACCAUUCGAACAGUUGAUUUCGAAGAGAAAUAUCAAGUGGGUGAAUUACAAAAAUCUAUUACAGAAUCAAUUGUAGAUAUGAUUUUUUAGUAUUAGCUCUCCCUCGACAGACGAUUGAGUCUCCCUUGUACAUAUGGAUAAUUAUAGUUAUUAGAAAUGCAAUAGAUCGAAUUGAAAUCGUAUUUUUUUAUAAGUUUAUCCAUACAGAAUCAAUCAAUUAAAUAAAUUAAAAGCUCAUAUUAAUGAAGUGUUAACGAACUCCAAUUCAGUCGUUGAUUGUAGAGUGAAAAAUAAAUUUAAAAAUAUAAAAGUUAA
This is a messenger RNA of Fopius arisanus, 1139 nucleotides long. It is a transcript of the gene Uqcc1, whose product is annotated as Ubiquinol-cytochrome c reductase complex assembly factor 1. The transcript is spliced from 6 exons. The record is from RefSeq and is a predicted model, not a curated record. Bases 124 to 900 code for a protein of 258 amino acids. Gene Ontology annotation, biological process: mitochondrial respiratory chain complex III assembly. NCBI's taxonomy places the organism in Eukaryota, Metazoa, Arthropoda, Insecta, Hymenoptera, Braconidae. Gene Ontology annotation, cellular component: mitochondrion.